Penicillium chermesinum is the source of this 3420-nucleotide messenger RNA. RefSeq lists its product as uncharacterized. Gene Ontology annotation, cellular component: SMC loading complex; chromatin. Gene Ontology annotation, biological process: maintenance of mitotic sister chromatid cohesion; mitotic sister chromatid cohesion. The coding region runs from base 1 to 3420 and encodes 1139 amino acids. The record is from RefSeq and is a predicted model, not a curated record. Lineage: Eukaryota; Fungi; Ascomycota; Eurotiomycetes; Eurotiales; Aspergillaceae. Gene Ontology annotation, molecular function: double-stranded DNA binding. The transcript has 8 exons.
AUGUCCCCAACCCAUAUCAAUCCGGCCAUGGCCAGCCACUUAUCCUCAACAACACCAGCAGUCUAUACAGCAACCCCAAACUCUCUUCCAUCACCAGCAGCAGCAGCAACUCCCGUUACAGCCCUCUCCGCAGAUGAUCCCGCAGACACACCCGCAUUUGCUCCAACAGCAGCAAUCGCCUCGUCCGCGGCCUCAGCAACAUGCCUUUCAAGCUCAGCAGCCUCAAUCGCACCAGCAGCAAAGGCCAUCACCCCUUAUUCAACCUCAACACCGACAAUCGCCUUUGAUGUCUCAGCAACACAUACAGCAGCAACAAUCCCCUCGUCCGAGGCAUCAACAGCAAUCUCCAAGCCAGGCCCCUCGACCCCAACUACAAUCCCCAGCUCAGAUAUUCCAAAUGCCGCAGAGGUCUUCUGCGCAAAUUUCGAGACCCCAGCAGCCCCAGGAACCUCCUCAAUUACCCCGAGCGCAAGAGUCUCCGGUCCCGUUGUCACAGCCGCCGCAACAACCUUCUCCGCGGCAAAUACCACGACCUCAGCAACAGUCGCCUGCUCAGAGACCCGCCCAGAUACCCCCACAGAUACCUCCACUGCGGUCAAAUCCUCAAAUCCAACCGCACAUUCAACCACCUGCACAGGCUGCUCUGCCGAAGCAGCACAGAAGCAACAGCAGACGCAGCAGAAGCAGCCCGCUCCUACAGCACCCGCUCAACAACAGACACUCCCGCCUCAGGUUUCCCAGGACCCGCAAAAACCUCCCAUUCAAGCACCUCAACCGCAAACUAAACCUGCUCCACCUCCAGCGCAGCCACCCCCCCCUUCUCUGCCGCCUCCAGAGCCACAGCAGGAGUUUGUCAAUCCAGCUAAUCUGUUUGUGAACCCUGCCAAUUUGUUUGUCCAAACACCUCUUCCCGCUGCGCCGCGUUCCUGGUUCACCUCAUCUCAAUUCGAUUCAAGUGCCUUGUCGGAGACUGUCUUGGAUGAUCUUCCACCUAUUUCUGAAGCUCCCCCGACUCUCCCACCAGAAAAUCCCCCGCAGUCUGCUGCAUCGCCCUCUCCAGCUGAGCCAUCCCAGACUGCACCCUCCGCCCCCGCUCCUUUACAAGCCUCGGGGACUCCAGGUGUCCCAAGUUCAACAAGCGCCCCGAGCGCUCCGGGCGCCCCAAAGGCAGCCUCUGUCAGUGGAAAGUCAACGACUCCAUGGCAAUCUAGCUUCCAGCUCCAGCCAUCCCAGCCUGUUAAGCCUGAGAUGCAAGUCCAGACCCCAGCCAAGCCUAAGCCUUCCCCGAAAGUUGAAGCAAAGCGGGCACUAUCUGCUGCCAAACCACCGCAGACUCCAAAGGCAACUCCGAUGGUUUCGAGGCCUGUUCCAUCUCCGAUCACGCCUCAGAUCAUGGUCCCGGCACCAUCUCAAGAGUUUCAGGCACACUUGACCAAGCAGCCUAAAAAGCAACAGCAGCAGAAAAAGCAGACUAGUCAACAGACUGCCGAAAGGGCCGCUAAGCCUAGUAAACCUCCGGUUGACUACCAGGUUUUACUAUUGUCUCUAGCUGAUGAGUAUCUUAAUGCUGCACACAGUCUAGGGAGCAUAACAGCAUUAGCAAAUGAUCACUUGGAGGUUGAACAGUAUUAUAAGUUAAUUGCUACGGGACUGGGUUGCUUGGAGGCCGUAUUAAAAAACUGGCGAUUACCGCCCCGCCAUGAAGCACUUGUACGGCUCCGAUAUGCACGAACACUAUUUGAAGAAACCGAUAACGACAUUGAAGCGGAAACUGCCUUGAGUAAAGGGAUUGAUCUUUGUGAACGAAAUCGUAUGUUGGAUUUGAAGUACAGCAUGCAGCUUCUACUAGCACGCAUGCUCCACAAGACCAACUCCAAGGCUUCGCUCAAGGCAAUCGAUGGUAUGAUCCAAGACGUCGAAACGUACCGCCAUACGGCUUGGGAGUAUGCUUUUCGCUUUCUCCGAGUAUCUUUAUCGUUAUCAUCUUCUUCUCAUCAAGAAACCCUUCAUGCUCUGCAGCAUCUCAACAAGAUCACAGCUUUGUCUGGUCGUAAUGCAGAUAAGGCCGUGUCUGCAAUGGCGGCCGUUAUCGAAGCGCUGGCCCAUUUACAGCAAGGUUCAGGUUCUGAUGCUAUCGAGCAAGCCCAGCGGGCCAUUGCUUCAGCACGAAGUCAUCAGCUCAAUGACGAACUUCGCAAUAUACCCCAACUCGUUACUCUAAUACAGAUGGUAGACAUCUGCUGCAGUGUUCUCGAGUACGACAUCAAUAGUUCUUCACAAAAGCUGAAGGCUAUGCAGGACAUGAUAGAUCAGACGCUCAAUGAUCCUAUUUGGCGCCAAGACGGGUCCUUUUCCGUUCCGCUUAAUGGUAAAUCUCCCCCAGGGCCUUCUUCGAUGGAUACUGGAGAUAUUCUUCAGGUUGAGAAUGGGACGCUGUUUUUGAGCUUUACCUGGCUUCCUCAGCAUGAUCUCUAUGCCCUUUCCUACUUCUUGAGCUCUGUCACUUUGAGUGCCAAGAACUCCCACGACGGUCGAAAAGCAGAGAAGUACCUGGACGAAGGGUUACGAAUGGUUCAAGGUUCCUUCACAUCCCCACAGGAGAUUUCAGAGUCAAUGGUCACCGCAGCGAAACGAGUUGAAUGGCGCCGUUCUCUAUACUGCAACUUUUUGCUACAGCGAGUCUUUCUCGCCUGUUCCCGGACCGACUGGGAUCUAGCAAGCCAAACCCUCAAGGAGCUCCGCCAAGCGAUGCAUGAUAUUGGCCCAAUCAACUGUACGCCAAUCGAGUGCUUGAUGGAAUACGCUGCCGGAACCAUCGCCCAAGCCACAGGGGAUCUCGCGGCUGCGCUGAAAAUCUUCCAAUCGCCUCUACUCUCCCUUUCCCCAACGGCCAGUAAAACCUCCCGCAACGACCCCUGCCGCGAUACAUGUAUUCUCGCAGCCCUCAACACCAUCCUUAUAAUCCGUGACCCCGCCCACCCAUCCCACUCCCAACUCCCCACCAUCCUCGAAAAACUCGAUACCUUCUGCCAGCACAGCCCAAACAAGUACAUCCAAGCUGCCUACUUCCUGAUCUGCGCAACCGUCCACACCGAUUCCACCAUUCAGACAAAGCAGCAUCUCCAGCAGGCCUUACAGUCCGCUACCGCAAUCAGCAACAGCCAGAUCACCUGCAUGACCCUGACCUUCAUGAGCUGGAAGUAUUUCCGCGGCGUGGUCGGCGAACAAGCCGAAAAGAGCGCCCGCGCAGGCCGCGCUAUGGCCAAGCGCGCGAACGACCGCCUGUGGGCUAGUGUUACGGACGAAAUGCUUGCCGAUACGCUCGAGCGACAAGGUAAGGGCGAGGAGGCGCGUGGUGUACGCGAUGAAGGGCAGCGGCUUAUCAUGGGGCUGCCGCCGGAUUUGAAGCGGUCUGCUUAA